CCUGUCAGCCUGAGGAUGCUGUAGGGUUUGGCUGGAUGUAAGAGCUGCUGCUGCUGCCCGGAGAGAGCUGGGGAGGGGAGGGGUGUCCAAGUGUGACUUUCACCUCCUGCAGAGGGUUGUCUCUGAAGAAGACUGCUCUGCUCUCUCCCCAGAGCCUCUCCGAGCACUCUGCCAGCACAGACCCACCGCCAGAGAGAACAGGUCAAAGGCAUGCCAGCUUUUCCAUGAUGCCUGGCCAGUAACAUCAGCCAUGACCUGGAGGGACAGGGACAAGAGGUAGUUUGGUCUUCUUAGCGAGGUCAGCCCGGAGCUCUGCCCGUUGAGGAGAGACCUUCAGAGGUGUUGAAUGAUGAGUGUGAUAAUGCCAACUCCUGCUGCUCUGUGGUGAGCUGUGACGCCAAACUCAAAUCACUGUAGACCUGAAGCUGGACUUAACCUGCGGUCCUGGUCUUAGAAGGAAAUGCUGUCUGUCCUCUGUGAUCAUCCCUCAACUCUGAACAUCUUCCAUUGAAAAAUCGACCUUCCACGCUAGGAGGCGAGGAUCAAAUGGGUUGAGAACAACUGGCCCUCCUUUUUGCUGAGGAAUCUUUGAUAUAUUUUUUAAGUGCCAGGACAUGAAACAGUAAAUCCCUCCUUCCUGCACUCCUGCCUCCUGCAAACAGCCCCGACUGCUGCCCGAGCCAGCCAGUUAAAGGGUUAACUAUAACUGGAUGCCUGAAUGGCUGCCUUACUGAUCCCACGGAGGAACAGAGGGAUGAGGACUCGCCUGGGCUGCCUGUCUCACAAAUCAGACUCAUAUAAUGAUUUCACAGCUAUUCUUCCGGACAAGCCCAACCGGGCUUUGAAACUGUCAACAGAAGAAGCAACGAGAUGGGCAGACUCUUUUGACGUUCUUUUGUCCCAUAAAUAUGGGCUGGCAGCUUUCCGUGCUUUCCUGAAGACUGAGUUCAGCGAGGAAAACCUGGAGUUCUGGCUCGCCUGUGAGGACUUCAAGAAGACCCGCUCAGCAGCCAAGCUGGCCUCCAAGGCUCAGCGGAUCUUUGAGGAGUUCAUUGAUGUGCAGGCUCCUCGAGAGGUGAACAUAGACUUCCAGACACGGGAGCUGACAAGAAGAAAUAUGCAGGAGCCCUCCCUCUCUUGCUUUGACCAAGCACAGGGGAAGGUGCACAGCCUGAUGGAGAAAGACUCUUACCCCAGGUUCCUGAGAUCCAAAAUCUACACAGACCUGCUGUCUCAAACCCAGAGGAGGCUCAGCUAGAGCAGCGAUGGGCCCUCAGAAACCACGUGCUUCCCACAACAACCAGAACCCAUGUCUAAAUGUGAAACUUUCUUGGUGUUAAAAGCAGUGGGAAUGAGAAAAGAGGGAGAAGGGGAGACUUCCAGGAUGUGAUCCAGAGGUGGCAUUAGAAUUCUCUGAGUUUCUGUGGGGUUUUAUUCAGUUAGCAGUAGCAUCUCGCUGUUGUUGCCUCUCUCUAGCACAAACCCAUAAUCCUCUCUAGUUACAGGGCCAUCUGUUGGGAAGGCCGUUUUCCUUUGAAAUUACUACGUCGGUUUGUGUGUAAAUAACGCCACUGCACCUUUCCAUCCUUCCAGACAUCUCCCUGGCUCUCAUCUCUCCCUUGUGCUUGGAAAGACCCUAAGGACAGUUCUGAAACUUGUGAAGCCAAGUCCAGUCCGAAGUAUUGUCUCCCACGCUGACUGCAGGGGACUGGAUCCAGAGACUGUGAGGAGGGGGAGAGAAGGCAAAGGGACGUGAUCCAUGCUGCUUCCCAGAGCAGAAACCAUCAGCAAACUCAGUUUACCUUUCCAUUUUGGUUGCACACCUUAUGACACCAUCUGCCACCCUUUUACAGCCUCUUAUCUUCCAGGGCUGGAGACUUAAAGUUAUUUUCCAUACAACUGUCAAGGAGCUGAGUAUUUCUCAUGAGGAAGGUAUUCUCAAAAGCUCCCACUAGACCUGGUCAGGCAAGUAUUCUAGUGCAAAUGAUUGUUUUUCAUUAUUAUUAAUUUAUUUGUACUGUAGUUCAGCCUCAGGACCCCAGUCACCGUUCAGGCUUCAUUAUGCUAGGCACCAUACCAAAACCUACAUAAGUAGUCUCCUGGCAGCCGGAGACUUGGUGGCUUCUUGGGAACGACCUCCUGGUUGUUGGGAAAGAGUGGAGAGAAGGAAUGUCGUAUCUGCCCCAUGCUGAGACGCAAGAAGAGCACAAGACCUGCCUGCUAGGGCAGACAUCAUUUUUCCUGUAGUACCUGACCAGCACAUGGCAGGGAGAGGUAACAUGAAAAUCGCUAUUAUAUUUUUAUUUACCCGUUAUUGACUGUUGUUACCUACCGAUUGUCCACUGUGGGUUCAAUGCUGUGUAAAAACACUAAAGACACAGACCCUGCUGCAUGGUGCUUGCUUAAAAACAGGACACAGGGAAGCGUGCAGUGAGCAGAACUAGUUUUGGGUAUGAAGAGGUGUGUGAAGUGUACUUCGACCCUAUUCCCGUAGCCUGAAGAGGCUGCUGCAGGAGUAGACUCUGUGCAGAUGUCAGUUGUGUAGCACCUCCUCUGUGCUGUGCAGUAAUACUUACCGUAUGAAGGCCCCCUUUCUAUGCCAUUGCUUUUCCAGCUUAUCAGCUGUCAGAUUCUUGCAAUAUUUUCUAGUGGAGAAGCAGACAGCCUGUCCGUGGAUUUGAGCCUACAGACCAGAGGUCUAUUUUCUUAGCUUUAUAAAGGCCUGGAAAGUGACCCCAUGGAUCUUUUCCAUCUCUCCGUCAUCCAGAGAUCAGAGGCUGUAAACCUCCGCUCUAGUUGAGGGCCAUGGGUAGGUUUGAUACAUCAGAAAGGUUUAAUGUAAUAUGAUGUAAACUAGGUAGACUGAAUUUUAAAGCCAAGUAUAAUGUGUUCGGAAUGAGAUACAGAAAUCCUGCUUGGAGAUUAAAAGUUACUUUCCUUGCGUUAGGUAGGAAGCAGGUUUUGAGGCCUGUUGCAAGGAUGCAGUGCAGGACAUUAGGAUAAAUAGGUUUAAGGACAAGAUAGGGAUGAUAAGCGUGUUUGUUUUAUUUUGGAGAUGUAUUCUUGUGGUCUCUAAGAUGCUAAAGUCUAAAUAUGGUGCAAGCACAAAAAUCACGUUCAGCAGGGCAACCUGCUUUUUCAGUACCUGGUUGGUUGGCUCUAGACUUCUUCAGUUGCUUCGUAGGAAAAGAUCAGUGAAAUGUUGGUACUAGAAAGUGCCCCGGAUUCAUCCAAGGGGUCUGCAUCGUGCAGCCGCUCACGUAGCCGUGAGUUUAGCUGCUCAUGGGCUCAUAGCUUUAUGGCAAAAAGAAAAAAAAAAUAAAGGUAGCUGGCAAGAAGGUCUGACGGGAAAGGCGUCUGGGGCAAAUUUGCACAAUGCUCUGGGAGGACAGAAGCGAAGGAUAUGGAGCCGUGCAUCCAUUGGCUGUCUCUGGUGGAAUCAGGCUGUACCAAGUGGAACAGAGUCACAUCGCCUAUAGAGCCCCCUCCUGCUAUAAGUGAAAGGGACAGAGGAGGGCAAAUCAUCUCACACGGUGAUGAAACACUCUCAAUGCUUGACCUGCAAGGAGAAUGCAAAGCCACUGACUGUGAGGAGGGGCUGGAAGAACUUUGGGAGAUGUGCUAUGUCUGCUACCCCUCCAUAAGACAGGAUGGACUGGGAUCUCUGAGGGGCACAGGCUGCCUUGGCUGAAAUAGUUCCCCCUGAGGUGGCCUGUGGUGCCAGUUGUACCUGCAAAAUGGCACAGCGACAAAUGAUCCAAUCCCUGCAACACAGCAGCUCAGCUUCCCAAUGCUGUGGCAUCAAACAAGCUUUGUGGCAAGGGAUGAAAAGAGGCCACCUCAUCUGGCUCUGCCUUCCUCCCUUUCAGCCUCCCCUUGAGUGGAUGUGCAAAAAGCACUCCAGCGCUGCCAGGGAUGUGAGAGACAGCAGCAGCAGGCUCGUGCAGUCAUUGUAUUCAAAGAGAAGGCAGAAUGCCAACAUAACUGCCUUGCGGUGUUUCUCUCAAAGCCACCUAUACAGCUUCGGAGUGGGCUUAGAUGAUGCUGACCUUUAGUGCCAGCAAAUGCAUCCCAGAUAAGGCUUUUCAGCAAAGUGCCCCGCAGCCACCCACGGCGGAGGGUCGCAGGGACAACCAGGCAAGGAGGGAACAGCAGAAACAAGAUGUUUGUGUUGAGGAGCUAGGAAUCGAAAGUCAGAAGCGAGGACAAUUCCCAUGCCUCCCUGAUGACUAGAAAGGCUGGUUCUGUUCAGGGUGUCAUUCCAGAAAGCCCAGGAGCUAACGCCUCUCAGCAAACUCUUCCAGUGUCGGCGCUGGCAUCCUUUCACUUGAUAUCAGAAUUCAUCGAAAACCUUCAAAGUAGCCAACACCCUGUAACAAACAGUCUCCUCUGUCAACGUGGGGAAUUGCUUUGAGCAGAUGCAUUCAGAGAUGCCACUGCUGCAAUGGGGACAGGAACUGUAUUCGCACUGACCGAUACAGAAAUGUUUUGCCCAUUAAAUUGGUGUCAGCUAAUACCCUCCACAGGAAACAUCCUGGAGCACAGAGUGGAGAAAAAGUGUUGUCUGAAGCAUAUGAGUCUAUCACAGUUAUUUUUGUUGCUGCUCUUACAGUUUGUGUUGCUCGCAGGAAAGCAGGCUAGUUAUUUAAAGUAAUUUUUCUUUUUUUUUAAUCGAGAAAUUGGCACCAGCUGCUUCUUUUAUGCCAAAUGUCAGUCUGAAGUGAAUUCAAAUAGGCAGCUUAUAGCUCUUCCUCUUAAACCAGGGGCUGAUUAAGGAAAUAAUGACUGAGCCAAAGCUUUGGAAAGCACUGAGUGAUGACUAAUCCCCAUCAAGGACAAAUAUCCUAUCUUUGAUUCAUCUCUUACUGAUGUGAAAGGGAUAUUCAUCACUUACAAACCCAUUUCCCCUCUACAGAAGCACACACCUCCAAAAUUUUGCUCCCGUUUCAAGAAAUGUCAGUGUGCCAUCACAUGAAGAGAGGAAAAAAUUGUUUUGCUCAGCUCUUUUUAUUCCUCGAGUUUGCUGGCAGCAUCCAGGCAGCUCCCAAGUCCUUUGACAGCAAAAGGGAAGAAGCCUUUUCUCUUAAGCUUCAGAUGUUAUUAACUCCAGAAGCAGAUGCAGAACCCAAAUCUGCUUUGAGUUUCUCUUGCUUUGGCCCAUCAGCCAGGUUUGGGAUGAUUUCUAUCACUUUUAGUGGACUUGUUAAGGUAUCCAUGGGUCCCUGCCCCCGCCACUGGGACGAGACGAAGUCCCGCUAGUCUGAGCAAGGGGGGAUAAAUGGGUGUGUGUGCCUGCGGGUGUGGGUGGGUGAGAGUGCAUGUGACUUCAUGUGUGUUAUUUAGUGUCUCCUACUAGAGAAGCUUUUCUGAGACAUAGACGUGCAUGUUAAGAUAGGAGAAUUAGGCAUAAAUGACAUAAAACGAGACUUUUAGCCAGUGUUGUGUUUGCCUCGUGUGUAAGUUUGACUAGUAAUAAGAGAUGUAAAACUCUGCUAGGCUUCCAGUUACCUAUAAGAGCACAUGUAUCAAAUUGAACUGAAUGUUCACUGAUAGACACAAAACCAAAAUGUUUACAGCAUUCAGAGCAAUAGCAAAGCAUACCUCAUGCCAGUCCUGGAGUGCCUCUCACCCGUCAGCACAAGCUCCUUCCACCCUGGAGGCCUCUUGCUUCUCCCUCCAAGCCCUUCUCUCCCUCUCAGUCCUGUCCUUGUGGUCUUCCUUCCUCCUCCUCCUCUUUAUGGUUUCCUCCCUGAAGCACUCACUUAUGCUUCCUCUCUACCAGCACUGUUUGUCCCCAUAUGUCCACACCUGGGUGUCACAUAACCUCCCCCCACGCCCUCCUGUUUGCAUACCUUUCAUCCCCAUCAAUCUCCUCUUUCUUCUUUGCCUUUUACUUCCCCAGACACUUGUUUCUGGUCUUGCCAUCUCCUACAUCCCUCCUACUGUUACUAUUAAGCUCCUAGUAGCUAUUUCUUGCCCAUUAUAUAAGAAGAAAAUGCUUCACAUAAUUUCUGCAUUAUCUUUCGUUCCUGGGGCUGCCGCAGUUGUCUUCUUCCUUGGUACUGUGUUUUCUCCAGCACUGAAGCUCUGUAUCACAGAACUGGAAUUAAAGUACAUUUUGCUGCUAGAUCAGAAUGCUUUUCUCUACCACGCACUCCUUGGGCUUUGCAGAGGCUCAUCUUGUACCCAGUGUCGUGUCUUCUUCCAUCCACACCCCACGUGCUGCGCUCAUGGCAGGGGCUGGCUAGUUGAGAGGGCACGGAGGCAGCGGCUGCUUUGGCAGGGUCACAGCUGUGCUUCCUCUUGGCUGUCAGAAACAACAAAAAAAAAGAGUGUAAAUAAAGGUGUGUGUAUUGUAUUUGCUUAGUAAAGUCAGUCGUUCUGCUCUGUGCCUCUUCUUGAUUUUACUGGAGGGUCAUAUCUCUAAUUUGAGGCUGCAAUAAACUCAACUGGUGUUCUGAGAAUGAAGGCGUGGGAAGGAGGUGGCAAAAGGGGUUGAGCUUAUUACUGUAAAAAAACCAAAUGUUACUGGUGAAAAGGCACAGAAGAAAAGGCAAUGCCUCCUCCUGGAGGGAACUGGUGUACCAGGGAGGUGUGGGGACCAGGUGCAGUGUGAAGCGCUUGUUUCCAGUAGACCCAGAACUACCAGUUUGCAUCACGUGCUGCACGCCUCAGGCUCGAUCUAAAAUGUGGUGGACGAGGAGCUGCUCAGCUUUGCAUUUACCGUGUAGAUAAUGGCGUUAUCCUGAGAGAAAUGUCUGCUGGUUUCUCUAUCGCUGCCUGCAGGCACCAGCUAAAAAGCGAUGAGGGGAAGGAGACGUCUUAUGUUGUGUUUACUUAUGCAGUCUGUGGGAUUACGGAUAACGGAGAGAGCAAGGCACAAGUACUCCCUAGGGCAGAACCCUCUUCCUAAAACACCCACGAUGAAAGUACCUCAUCCUUCUAUAACCUCCCACCCCUGUCCUCUACAAGCAACCCAAAUGAGACACACGGCGUUCAGAUCAUUCUUUAAGCUCUAAUACCUCCAUCUUUGGGGGAUGGCAGUGUCCCACUAGCAGGAAGAGGCCUUGAGGACCUCACUUCAAACCCAAGCUCCGGAUAAGGCUUUGAAAUAUUAAAGAUGUCUUGUUCCUUGGGAAACAUGCUUGUGGGUGGCUCAGAAGAGAUUUAGGAGGGCAUUAAUGUAUGGAGUGAACUCAGGAGUGAGUCACCUGGUACCUGGGUAGAAAGACCAGCUCUUUUAAGACCUUCUCUAUGCCACAUUUUUAGUUUAAUUAGGUCCUGAUGCUUUAACUGCCUCCAGAAUGUGCUGCUGGGGUGGGUACAUAACAGUGGGAGCUGUUUGGGCAGCACUCAGGUGGUUCAGUCAGAUUCCUGGAAAGGCAUGAGUUCGGGUUUGCUUGACAUUCCCUCUCUAUUAGCCGCUCGUUUGCUAGGCUCACCUUCUUCUAUGAGGUUGGAGAAGCUCUUCAGUCGUUCCAGAAGUCCAACUGGCUAUCGUAUUCCCCCGGAGUCAUGUCAUUGCAUUGCAAAACGUUACUCACCUGUACUGUA
This is a messenger RNA of Cuculus canorus (common cuckoo), 7554 nucleotides long. It is a transcript of the gene RGS8, whose product is annotated as regulator of G protein signaling 8. Lineage: Eukaryota; Metazoa; Chordata; Aves; Cuculiformes; Cuculidae. The transcript has 6 exons. The coding region runs from base 719 to 1258 and encodes 179 amino acids. The record is from RefSeq and is a predicted model, not a curated record.